Helobdella robusta is the source of this 2005-nucleotide messenger RNA. RefSeq lists its product as hypothetical. Lineage: Eukaryota; Metazoa; Annelida; Clitellata; Rhynchobdellida; Glossiphoniidae. Gene Ontology annotation, biological process: peptidyl-threonine phosphorylation; peptidyl-serine phosphorylation; positive regulation of DNA-templated transcription. Bases 291 to 1844 code for a protein of 517 amino acids. The transcript is spliced from 8 exons. Gene Ontology annotation, molecular function: protein serine/threonine/tyrosine kinase activity; transcription coactivator activity; protein serine/threonine kinase activity. The record is from RefSeq and is a predicted model, not a curated record. Gene Ontology annotation, cellular component: nucleus.
AUCUAUUCAGCAGUGAGACCGUUGGUAGCCUUUCUAAUUGUCCAAACACCGAUCUAGCCAUCGUCUCACAGAAUUUAUUCUGCUUGCAAUCGCAGCAUCUCCUGCAACAGCAUCAGCAAUUGCAACAACAAUUACAACAGCAGCAGCAACAUCAACAACAACAUUUCAUUCAUCCAUUUAAUUUAGACCAGUAUCAACAGCAUCUACUACAGAAUCAACAACAUCACCAUCGUCUACAGCAGCCGACUGAUUACCACCAACAUCACCACCACCAUCACCACCACCACCAGAUGGAUGUGACGAAUGGGAUCGAGCAGAUAGAUGCCAUCAACGGAAGUAUCCACCAUCAUCAGGUCAUCAGUUCCAUGUAUAGGGACUCCAGGACUGCGCCUCUGAGAAAGAUGAGUGUCGACCUUAUUAAGACAUAUAAGCACAUCAAUGAGGUGUACUACCACAGAAAGAGGACUCGAUCUGAGAAGAAGGCGAAGGAGAAGGCUGCAGCAGCCAUGGCAAAUGAAGUGUUGAAGGUCCGACAGAAUGCACAGAAUGACAAUUCGCAGUUUAACAGUGGCUACGAUGAUGAGAAUCAUGAUUAUAUCGUCACCCAGGGUGAGCUCUGGUUGGACAGGUACCAGAUUGAUUCGGUCAUCGGGAAGGGAUCGUUUGGACAGGUUGUUAAAGCUUAUGACACACUUGAGCUCGAGCAUGUGGCCAUCAAAAUCAUCAAGAACAAGAAGCCGUUUUUCAAUCAGGCGCAGAUUGAAGUUUCACUGCUCGAACUUAUGAACAGACAAGAAAUUGAUUCUAAAAAUUACAUCGUUCGGUUGAAGGGACACUUCCAAUAUCGUAACCAUCUAUGUCUCGUAUUCGAGCUACUGUCCUACAACCUCUACGACCUUUUACGCAACACAAACUUUCGAGGAGUGUCCUUGAACUUGACCCGAAAAUUUGCCCAACAACUCUGCAUGGCCCUGAGGUUCCUCUCGCUGCCUGGUCUGAACAUUAUACAUUGCGAUUUGAAACCGGAAAAUAUUCUUCUCUGCAAUCCUAAACGUUCAUCUAUCAAGAUUGUCGACUUCGGCAGUUCUUGCAAAAUAGGAAAUCGGAUAUACCAGUACAUACAGUCUCGAUUCUAUAGGUCUCCUGAAGUUUUGCUCGGUUUGGCAUACGAUAUGGCUAUCGACAUGUGGAGUCUGGGAUGCAUUCUUGUGGAAAUGCACGUGGGAGAGCCACUCUUUGCUGGCAGUAAUGAGUAUGACCAAAUGAUGAAAAUUGUUGAAGUCCUAGGCAUUCCUCCCAAGGAGAUGCUUGACAUGGCUCCGAAGACAUCAAAAUUUUUUGAAAAAACAAUCACCGGUGAUUAUGUUCCAAAAAUUUCGAGUGACAAGCAUUUACCUCCCGGGACACGCUUGCUUAAAAGAGUUUUGGGAGUAGAGACAGGUGGACCUGAAGGCCGACGAAGGGGAGAAAAUGGCCAUACAGUUCGGGAUUACCUCAAGUUCCAGGAUUUAGUCAGUCGCAUGCUUGACUACGACCCAAAAACUCGCAUCACCCCGUUGUAUGCGCUGCAACACACCUUCUUCAAACAGCCGCAGAAUGAUGUCGCAGCAUCAGGUGACCCGUCAUCCUUCAGCAGCAACAGCAACUCUAUUGCUGCAGUUGAAAACAAUGUACUUCCUAUCAACUCACUUGCUUCCAACAUGUUUCAGCAACAGCAGCAAUUGCAAUAUCACCAACAACAGUUGCAACAACAGCAAAUACAACAGCUACAACUGCAACAGUUACAACAGCAUCAAAAUUCUCACAUUACAUCAAGCGCUGCAGUCAAUCACAUAUGUAACUAGGAUUGGUGUACAGUGUAAAAGUGCAUGUACACAGAGCAAUCAAAUAGAAGACCUCAUCGUUACGUGUGCAGUGCAACAGUUGUACCAUUGAAUAACCUCAGCUCAUUGCACAGUUUGACAUCUUCCAGUAGUAUCUGCAUCUGCCUCCAUCCGUGGAGACA